Molecule: messenger RNA, 1353 nt
Organism: Racocetra persica
Lineage: Eukaryota; Fungi; Glomeromycota; Glomeromycetes; Diversisporales; Gigasporaceae
Source: the annotation of a GenBank genome assembly
AUGUCGCAGGAACAAGAGAAGAUUAUUAAGGAUCCUAUCCAUGAGUAUAUCACAUUUAAAAAGUGGGCAGUGGAAUUUAUAGAUACCGAAGAAUUCCAAAGACUGCGAGACAUUAAGCAAUUAGGAGCUUCUAAUUAUGUUUUUCCAAGUGCAUGUCACAAUCGUUUUGAACACAGUCUAGGAAUUGAAAAAGGUGAAACUGACCUUGAAUGUGUAACAUUGGCUGCUUUGUGUCACGAUUUAGGACAUGGACCAUUUAGUCAUGUGUUCGAUAAUGAUGUUAUUCCAGCAAUUGCGCCAGGAUUAGAAUGGAAGCAUGAAGAUGGGUCCGAAAUGAUGCUUGAUCGUCUUUAUAAUGGAAUGAAGUCGCCCUCCAUUGAUCUAAACACAGAUGAUUUGAAAUAUAUCAAGAAUCUUAUUAAAGGCGACAGAACUGAAAGAUCUCCGUAUCUAUUUGACAUCGUUGCCAAUAAACGUAACUCUGUGGAUGUUGACAAAUUUGAUUAUCUCGCACGAGACUGUUAUUAUUUAGGGAUGAAUUCAUUAUUUGAUUCUUCACGAUUGAUGAAGUUUUCUUAUGUCAUAGACGAUCAGAUAGUUCAGAUAGGUUACCAUCAUAAGGAAUACUUUAACAUUUAUGAAAUGUUUCACACGCGAUAUUCUUUGCACAAGAGAAUAUAUAACCAUCGCGUUACCAGAGCGAUUAAUUUUAUGAUCAGAGACGCGCUUGUGAAAGCAAAUUCAAAAUACCAUUUUGAGGAAAUAGUCCUUAAGCCUGAUGAGUUUAUCAAAUUGGAUGAUUCUAUUUUAAAUGAAAUAGUAAAAAGCGAGGGAUUGGGAGAGUCAAAAAAAAUCAUUAAACGGAUUAGACAGAGGAAAUUAUACAAGUUUGUGAACGAAUGUAUAAUCCCAGAAAAUAGGGCAGGCGUUACAAAAGAAAAUCUCAAUGAAUUUGAAAUUGCUAGUAAUCAAAGUGGCAAUACACUAAGCAAAGAUGACAUAAUUGUCGAUUGGCAAGAUUUGAAUUAUGCAAAAAAAGACUCGAAUCCAUUAGAAAGUGUUAAAUUUUAUAAUAAAGAUCGUACUAUGGUACUCGAUCUUAAACCUGAAAGAAUUAGCCAUCUUUUUCCUGAACAAUACCAAGAAAGGAUCGUUCGCAUAUUUUCACGUGAUCCACAAAAGGUUGAUUCAAUUCAUAAUGCUUUUAAGAAACUUGCAAGAAAACUGGAUCUAAAUGUAAAUGAAGGAUUUUUAACUGGUGAAAAAGUAGAUGUUAUGGAUCUCAAUCCGAAUGUUGAUAGUCAAUAUAACAAAAAUGAAGACAGAAAGACGAUUCCAUUUAGUGAUGGGUAA